Messenger RNA from Monomorium pharaonis (pharaoh ant), 4166 nucleotides. RefSeq lists its product as uncharacterized. Lineage: Eukaryota; Metazoa; Arthropoda; Insecta; Hymenoptera; Formicidae. The coding region runs from base 819 to 2633 and encodes 604 amino acids. The transcript is spliced from 2 exons. The record is from RefSeq and is a predicted model, not a curated record.
UAUAUGUAUAUAUGUUGUUGUGAGUGCGCGACACUCACACAAACUCUACUUGUAAUAACGAGAAGGGUGUCGAGUGACACCUCGCGCGACGACACCGUCCGGCCUUGCUACCGGGCAUCGCACCGGCCUUCACACCGGACAUCACACCGAGCUACAUAUCCGGUUACUCAUUUUGCCACCCGAAAUCUCCUGAUUUCCGGUGGAAUGCGCCUAGCUAGCAAUUGCUGGCUAAGCUAGUGCACGGGCCAAAGGCCCGUGACCGCGAGUGACACCCCUUGGUAACAAGCCGAAAGGCUGAGUAUAUAAAGACCGCGGAAAGAGAACGAGUGGGCUCAUAAUCAAUAAUAAUAGCGACGAGUAUAUGUCGCUCGUCGAAACUACAAACUAGACGAAGUAACUCAUCUUUCGGGUUCGCUAACGAAAACUGUACAGGAAGAAUAAAUAUAUAUCUCUUAUUAUUAACUCUCGGCGUUAUCUCUUGGAAACCUGAUCCCGAGGAGUCAUCGGCAGCGGUCCCGCACUGUAUCCCGAGACCAGGGAUACAACAAAUUGGUGGCAGCGGUGGGAUUCACUGCCGAAAAAUACCGAAAAGGGAAAAAACGCUCCCUAACGGACUCAGCGCACAGAAGAAAACCGCCGAAGAGAAACAUUAAAGCCAGGGCGACAAUUCACCCGAGGCGCAACAAAGCCGACCUGCUGAUUCUCCGAGACAAGGAAGGAAGAUAGCAUCGGACAACAGCGAUAGCAGUGUUAUCUAAGACGACACCGACCUACCGCAACGUGACGCACCAGCCACAAGCAGCUGAGCGACGGACAACAUGCGGCGAUACAUCGCGGUAAUAUUUAUAAUCUGGGUGACGCUAAGUUCCGCAGAAGACCCGGACAUGAAGGCACCGUAUGAAAUAGAAAAAUUUACGCACCAUCCAGGGAUAUAUUUUGAAAAGCUAGGAGGAUUACAUCAGGUUGAAUCCUUCUGGAAAGUGGUCAUCAAGAUAGACGUGACGACACUAUCAAAACGACUCGCACAGGUAGAAAAAUACGUACGCAAAACGGAUAAUCUAUGCAAAAUGAUAGCAGUCAUAGGGAAAGAAACAUGCGAAAAUUUACACAGCGUUAUUGAAAAAGGGUGUGAAAGAACUAAUAAAUUAAUAGAACGCAUAAACUCAACAUACAAUACAAGAAUACACAAAAGAGGAUUAAUCGACGGGAUAGGAUCAGUCGCAAAAUCAUUGUUCGGUACGAUGGACGCAAACGAUGAAAAAUUAAUUAACGAACAACUAACGGUAUUACACGACUCACAGGAAUUAAACAAACACGCAAUAAAAAACCAAAUAAAAAUAAUGCAAGCCACUAUCGCUCACAUUGAUAACAGUGAAAGAACUAUCCGACAAAACGAAAAUACUCUCGCGGACGCGACAGACAAACUAAGAACAAAAUUAUUAGAAGACGAACGCCAAAGUAACUUACACGAAAAUUUUAUAAUAAUUAACGCGGUACUGUCUGAUCUAACACGCGACGCGGAAGACGUACUAGAAUAUUUAACGUUUUUAAAAGAAGGAAUUCUGCAUCCUCGGUUAACACCUAUAUCAAUAAUAAUAGAAUCACUUAAAGACGCUAGCUCGCAAUUGCCCGAAGGACUCUACUUCCCAUUCAGAAUAAAAGAGAAUGAAUGGUCGACAAUAGAGAAAUUUGCGACAGUAGGCGCAUACUGCGAUCAAAUAAAUAUAUAUACUAUUUUACGAUUCCCUCUAAUUUCGAUGCCAAAAUACGAAAUACUAAGUGUAAUUCCGCUACCUAUCCCAAGUCAGAACAACAUUUUUUCGUUCGUAGAAAUUAACAAUCCCCUGAUUGCAAUAGACACAGAACAGCGUACUUACAUAACCCUCGCAAAGAACGACCUGCGGAAAUGCAUAGAGAUAAAUACCGAAUACCUAUGCACGGAAAAUCACCCCGUAUAUCAAAUAAACCCAGACUCUAUCUGCGAGAUAAAAAUGUAUCUAGAAACGAAAGAUCAUUAUAAAAAUUGUAACAUAAAAAAUGCGACGUCGAACCACAGUCUUUGGAUAGCGUUAAGUAAUUCACACUCGUGGCUAUACUCGUCACCACGAAAGCAAGUAAUUACUCUACAUUGUAAAGACCAUGGAAAAAUAAAGGAAACAAUUGAAAAAGUAGGUAAAAUUACAUUAAAAAAUAACUGUAAGUUAGUGACAGAAAAUACAAUUAUAAGAUCACCCAAGAUGUCACAUGAGACAAGAGUAGAAUCAUAUCUCCCUCAGUAUAAUAUUUCACUACUACAGAAGCCUGGUUUAGAAAACGAUACAGGUCUCAAAGAAAUAAAAUUAAAAAAUAUUAUACCAAAUCCGACGGAAUUAAAAAAUUCCAAGGAUAAAUUAGAGGAGAUAGACAACGAACUAGAUAAAAAUUCAAGUUCGAUUUUUCAGUCGCCACACUUUAUUUUUCCAAUGGCGACAAGCGGAACAACAAUUGUAAUAAUAAUAAUAGCCGUAGUAAUAGGAUUUAUUAUAAUAAAAAAGAAAAAACGGAAUAACAAUAAGCGGGUGACAUUAGAUAUAGAUACAGAAUAUACGAUACCGAGAUCUAUCCUAAAACGAAGCAACAGCACACGUUUCUAACACAAAAAACAUAUAUAUAUAUAUAUAUGUAUAUAUAUGUAAUAGUAAUUAACAACUAUAUGUAAUAGUAAUUAUUAUAUAUAUCAUAUACAAUUUGAUCCAUUAUUUCCUGCGGGAAAAAACGUGGCAUUAGUUUGCACAGCUCUACGUCUCGGAUUAACAAAAUUAGACCCAUAUAUCACACGAUAUAUCGCGUUACACCGGAACCAAAGAAUCAAAAAACUUAUUUCUGCAAAUUUCGCUCACACACCGGAUGUGCAUAGCUGAAUUGACUAUGACCAUAUAUGGCCCGAUUUAGGGAAUUACACCCCACCACUUCCAUUCCUACGAGACUAUAAAAACUGACGACCCAAUCGAGCCCUAAAGACUCGAUACUGUCGUUACGAUAAACAAAGUUCAAGCUCAAGAACAACAGCAGCAGCCAGGCGGAACCAGCCCCGCAAAUUACCCCGGUGACAUAGAGUUUACAACACACACACCAACUCCAAGGACAGGAUGAAAAUUCCUGUGGAAUUUGAACUCAGUCAGCCCAUCGAUGGAGUGCGCCCAUUGGACCACCCAGAAAGAUACGAAAGACUUCUACGAAGCAUCUGCCUCCAACCAACAGAGAGAUGUCUAGUGGAAACAGAGUUUCCUUGGAGAAGAUGGUGCCGAAGCUGUUAUCGCCAACGAUACCGGCUUUAUUGCACCAUACGAGAUCCAUCGGCACACGGAUACCGGACGCAGCUCUCACCUGACGAACAUUGGGAAACGAUCACCGAGUGUUUCAAAUGCGGAAAAGUGUUAAUGAACGUGUGCCCUGCCAGAAACUGCCGGAAGUGCAUCGAGAUAUUCCUCGACGAAGAAGAGGCCGUAAACGAGACCCUGGACAUGAACAUGUUCAGUUUUGAAAGAUUUUAAAACCUGUGUGUACGCGAAUCUGAGAACGAGCAAUACCAGCUACAAAUGGUAUGUAAUUAUUAGUAUAAAACAAUAAAGAAAUAGCGAUUAGUAUAUAGUUUUUCACUAAGGAAAAGCGAUAAGAUAGCGUAAACUAUUAGUUGCGAAAACUCAGCCCCUCGUUUUCUUUCCAAUAAGGGGGAGGGAUGUUGUGAGUGCGCGACACUCACACAAACUCUACUUGUAAUAACGAGAAGGGUGUCGAGUGACACCUCGCGCGACGACACCGUCCGGCCUUGCUACCGGGCAUCGCACCGGCCUUCACACCGGACAUCACACCGAGCUACAUAUCCGGUUACUCAUUUUGCCACCCGAAAUCUCCUGAUUUCCGGUGGAAUGCGCCUAGCUAGCAAUUGCUGGCUAAGCUAGUGCACGGGCCAAAGGCCCGUGACCGCGAGUGACACCCCUUGGUAACAAGCCGAAAGGCUGAGUAUAUAAAGACCGCGGAAAGAGAACGAGUGGGCUCAUAAUCAAUAAUAAUAGCGACGAGUAUAUGUCGCUCGUCGAAACUACAAACUAGACGAAGUAACUCAUCUUUCGGGUUCGCUAACGAAAACUGUACAGGAAGAAUAAAUAUAUAUCUCUUAUUAUUAA